This is a messenger RNA of Equus caballus (horse), 5406 nucleotides long. It is a transcript of the gene PROSER2, whose product is annotated as proline and serine rich 2. The record is from RefSeq and is a predicted model, not a curated record. Lineage: Eukaryota; Metazoa; Chordata; Mammalia; Perissodactyla; Equidae.
GGGGCUCAUUAGGCGACCUGGCUGCAUUUUCAGUUUAGGAAGAACAUGAGCAUCCAUCCUUCACUCGCCGUCAUCUCAGGUCACAUGUAAUCAACAGGAGGCUCAUUCCCUUAUUCCCUAUUAGUCUUCUUUGGUCUUCUAGAAAGUUUUGUUGAACUCAAUUGCUUAUCGUUCUGAGACAGAGCUGAAUUUCCUGAUAAAAGAGUCAGAGGACUCUAUGAAACUAAGGGGCUAAUGGGGACUGUCUCAAUGUCUUUGCUCCUGAAGGAAAAACAUGAACUUCUGGAUAAUACUGACUUCUGGCGCCUUAACGUCUUCUGUAGAAAUUGCAGUAGCAUCACAGUUGCCAAAAUUCUGGAAUCUCGGAGAUGUCAACCAAAGUUCCAUUAGUAAUUUGUUAGGUCUUGUCACUUCACCUCAACUCUGAGCUGUAAUGACGCUGCAGAAGGAACCAUAAUUUUGUAGUGUCUGAGGCAGAAAAGACCAGGAUUAAUAAACAGCACAGGGAGAAGCCUGAGUCUGAGUUGAAAGAACAUGAAAAUACAGACCCUAAGAGCAAAGGAAGGUGUCAGAACAUUAUUCUGCCAAAUUUUCAGCACUGAAAGUAAUCCACAACUUCGGAAUGGGAGCCUGGCCCCUUCCCCACUUCCUGUGAUCAACCGGGGCUGAGGUCUCUGUGGGGAUGCCUAUACACCACCAGAAAUCAGACUCCUUGGAGAUGGACUCGGACUUGCCGCCCAGCUGCAGGCUCAGCGACCUGAGCAGAGGGGGCAGUUUAGAGAGUCGAAGCAGCAGUUGUCGCUCUAGAAGUUUCACUUCGGAUGACGAGAUCCUGAAGUACCUCACCCACGAGGAAAAGGAUGUCAUCCUGUUUUUUGAGGAGACUAUUGAUUCCCUGGAGGACGACUUUGAGGAGCUGGACCUGUGUGACAGCGGCGUACACUGCCACUCUCUGCGGUCUCUGGAAGAGGGCGCUUCCAGUCACUCGGAGCCGGAAGAUGUCAUCGAUUUAGUGCAGCCAGGACCUGCAGCUGGGGAACCCGAGAGCCGUCCGGAGGGGACCGAGGCAGCGGGGGCUGGACCUGGUGGAAAGGAAGACAUUCCUGACCUUGAAUGCAGGAAGCAGGAUGCUGAGAAUUCGCCCCCUCCAGACUCCACGGUUCCAGAGGCCCCUCCUCUGUCGCCUUCCCUGCCUGUCACCGCAGCUCCAGCCCACCCCAGGAAAGAGCUGCUCACUCCUUCUCCCCCAGCAGAGCACCCAAAACUACCCCGCUCGGUCCCUACUCCUCUUGUUAUCGCCCAGAAAAUUUCCGAGAAGCUGGCAGGAAAUGAAGCACUUUCGCCCACAUCUCCCUCGAAGGAGGGCAGGCCUGGAGAAUGGAGGACACUGGCUUCUGGGGCCCCUCGAAACGGGGACCACCUGCCAUGGCACAGACCCACGACACAGCCUGCACCCAAGAUCCACCGCUUCCCCAGCAACAUCAGCGUGACCAACAGCUCGGGGAAGGAGUUCAACAAGACCAUCUCGAAAGCAGCCGUCAACGUGCAGGAGCGGAAGGCCCAGGUCUUGGCCAACAUUAAUGGUAUCUCUUUCCUCACCGUGGGAGAAAUGGAAGAUCAGGCCCCAAAGGGCCAUCUCACUGAGCAGAGGAGAAGCAUCUCUCCAGAGCAGGGCACUCGGGACCAGAGCAAGCCAGGCCCCGGCCAGGAAGCUGUAUCCUCGCGGGCGGGAAGGCAGACCAGCGGUCAGCAGUCCAGAGGCGUGCAGACAGAACAGUCCCCGCCGUUGGCCAAUGGCUUCCAGAGCAUCCACGAUGUCCUAAAGAGGGAGCCUAGUGCCUUUGUCUCUACUGGAAAAACUGUCACCAUCCAUCCAGACCCGGCUCUUACUAGUAAACUUGCACGCCAGAACGCCAGCAAGAGCUUGUAUGAGCACCGGCAGCCGGACUGCAGCCAGGAUGCGAGGAGGCGGUCGGGUUCGCUCCCCAGGGCCGUGGGGUUCAGGCCGCAGGGCAUCACUGUCCAGUUCUCCGGCCGAGGCUCCACCGAGGAAGCCCGGAGGGAGGCCCUGCGGAAGCUCGGCCUCCUGAAGGAGAACUUGUGAUGGAGGCUGAGCAGGGAGCUGGAGGAGGCACGAUGCCUGGUCUGUCUGGCAGGAGAGCAGGAGCAGCAGUCCCAGCUGUUGUGCCCGGCUGAGGGCUAGAGACGAGAGGCGCCAGGACUCAGUGGUCCCGACUGAGUGAAGGACAGAAAGUGCGGCCCCACUCUGAUGCUACAGCCGAGCAGGGGGGAUCCUUCUGUGAAAGAAGGUCCAGCCCCAUCUCUUGUCUUCCUUUUUCCAGGAACUUAGAGAAUAAUUUUAAAAACCUAUUUGUUCCUAUAAUUUGUAAAUGCCAUAUACUUUUUGGGUUUAAGAGGAGGAGGAUUGGGUCCAAUGUGUUAUUCUUGUCUCUAAUUGAGCCUUUUAUCCCAAGGACAUGACAUGAAGCCAGUUUAGAUCUCUUAUACUCAGUUCUCUAAGAAAGGGAGUUUCUAAGAAAAAUAAAAAAGAAAUGCUUGUUAAAUUUUCAUAGUGUCUUAAAAUAUUUUUCUGGUUUUUUGUUUGUUUUUGAAGGGUAAAUAACAAUGCGCUUGCCCUAGAUAUGCCUUUGUUGCUUGAUAUAACUUGGUUUGCCCAGUUUUUUGUUUUUGUUUUGCUGAGGAAGAUUGGCCCUGAGCUAACAUCUGUGCCAAUCUUCCUCUAUUUUGUAUGUGAGACGCCGCCUCAGCAUGGCCACCAACAAGUGGUGUAGGUCCGCACCUGGGAUCCAAACCCCAGGCCACCGACUGAAACAGAGCCCACAGAACUUAACCAUCAGGCCACCCGGGCUGGCCCUGCUCAAUUCUUUUUUUAAUUGAAAAUUAAAAUGAAACCUUUAGAGUAUGAUUUACUGUAAUUUUGAGGUAUGGGAGUGGAAUAGAAAGGUUGAGUUUGGAAAAGGUGGUAAUCUUAAGAAAGUGAGUCUCAUGAGACUAGAAGGUCUGUGUUCCUGGGAGAUGUGUGUAUGAACGUGUAUUGUGUAUAUACAUGUACAUAAUAUAUGUUAACAUAUACACAUGUAGGUAUUGUGUGUGUGUACACACAUUCAUAUGACAUACAUAUAAACUUCUUAAACCCCUGUUGAGUAAGACAGGAUGCAGGAGCUUCCUAUCCUCCUGAUGGACACAGCCAUCUCAGCAUUGUGAUGGGUGACACAGAAAUGUUUACUUCCUAAUAUGGAAAUCUUUUAAGGACCCAUCUCCAUAAUAUUUCAGUGAACCAAAGUGCUUUUUCCUCAACAGUGUGUUGUUCUGUUCCCAAUUAAAGUAAUAUUCCAAAGAAGCAAGAUAGUUCCUUUUUUAGUAAAGAAUGUUUUUAAAGAUUUACUUUAUCACCUAAUAUUAAUUUAUCGCCUAAUUUUAGUUUUGCAUGUUCCGAGGUAGCCAGUAAACAGAGGAAAACAGAAGAUUCUUAAGAUCCCCUGUCUUCCAUGGGCAAGAUCUCAGGAUUAAUUUAAAAGGGAAAAAAACAGCGAACCAAGUUUUGCAGCAUGAAAAGAACUGGUUUUCUGCCCAACUGUGACUUACAUGCUGAGCUGUGGCCACAGCAUUAUUAUCAAACCUCUGCGAGGCUGGGGUCUUAAACCUCUAAAAAUAGACCGGGAGGGGCCACACUUGAAGUUACGCCCUUUUGUUAUUGUCUCAGAAUCUGUUUCUUUCCUGUUGAGUAUUAUUUAAAUUCAUACUUUUAAAUGUGCUGUGAAGGACGUUUUUCAUAGUAUUCAGUUUGCCUUGUAAGUUACAUAAAAUGAUUGUAAUUUUUUCCUUAGAACUACAGUAUUUAGCAUCUCGUCCAGCCCUGUCCUCUUGAAAUAAUCUCAUAGGUUCUUGACGGUCUUUGUUUCAAUAGGUGCUUUGAUUUUAGAGGUUUGUAAAAUAGCUUUUAUUUUACUCCUGUUCAUGUUGGGUUUGUUUAAAGGAUUCUCGAGGGCUGUAUUCCCUUUUUAUAAAGUGAGAUGCCAUACAGUGUUUAAAAAUGGAGGGUCUUGAUAUGGCUAACAUUUUAAAUGUCCUUUAUAUAUGAGGCUUCUUUCUUUUUAUCUUAUCCUAUGACUUCAUUGUGAUUAAGGUGAACUUGACUAUAUAUUAGCUUAUUUGUUCUCAUAAUGACAUUUUUGAAAAAUAAAUGUAGAGAUUUACCUUAAGUAUAAACAACGUUGUGCAUUUUAUACUUAUCUCAAUUAUUUUCUUUUAAAUGGUUAUAUCUUUUCCUUCUGUUUAUUCAUAAUUUCUUCUACCAAUUAUACUGACUGUUACUCUGGUCAUUUCUUGUGCCCAAACCUUAGUGAUUAAAGCCAUAUGUUUUUACAAGGUUGAAAUUAUAGCCCCUACUGAACUAACCUGGAUGUGUAUGUGUCACGUUAACACAAACACCCAGUUUGCUGAGGGGGUUAGUUUCUUUGCUGUAACUAUUGUUCUCGGACGUUCUUAAAGGCUCAUCUUCAAGGGAAUUUAAGGACCGUAUUUCAAAGCAGAAUUAUAAUGAAAAGUGCCCUUUUUUUCUUUCAAGCGAUACUUGUAAAUCAGUCUCCAUUUUUAUGAAACUCUUUAUCUGAAUACUUAAAAUCGUUGGGGGUGGUGGGGGGGAAUUUUCCUCUGCUUUUAGGAAGGUGUGUACAAAUGGCCAAACCAGAGUUGCAUCUGCAAAUGGUAACUCUCACCUGUCACCAGGGUAACGGUUCGGUUCUCUCCCCCGCCCUCUCCGAUAUUUGGUUCCCAGCGUGCACACUUAUCUUCACAACACCGGGAGAAAUUCUGAUCUGUGCUUCUCUCUCCCCAGCUCACGUUCUCAUCUGAUAAGGCUUGUCGAGGAGGAAAGGUACAGGCGGGGUGGCCCUCGAAUGACUCAAGAUGCACACGGCAGAGGGCUCCACCUGAGCUGCCUUCUUCCUCUUUUUCCUCCUCUGGCUGCACAAGCUGAGCUGACAGUAGGACUGUGCACUCAGAGUUCCCCAUGGGGAGCUCCCAGUGUCGGCUCCCCCUUUGAAAUGAGCUUUUGCAAAGAGCUCAGGGGAGUCAAGAAGUGAGGCCUUAACGAACCCUUAGGACUGAACUUUCCAUUUGUAAGAAGUCAGAAAUGUAUCUCUUUUUAAAAUUCCCACAGUGUUGGCUACGUGGAAUUUGACCCUUUGGAGGAUGGGUGGUGAUGUUUUUUAUACGGGUGAUCUAAGAAAUCAGUUCUUUAUGUUCACUCAAGAGGAAUGAAGAGAGAAUCAAGGUGUAUGGAACAAUGUACUCUGUUUUCCUCGUGGAGGUGCAGAGGAGGCAUUGCCCCUCUCUGAGUGUAUUUCAUCACCCCGACAAGUUUAAUAAACUUUUUUCCGUAAA